Molecule: messenger RNA, 1940 nt
Organism: Pelmatolapia mariae (spotted tilapia)
Lineage: Eukaryota; Metazoa; Chordata; Actinopteri; Cichliformes; Cichlidae
Gene: prxl2c
Product: peroxiredoxin like 2C
Exons: 6
Coding region: 24-854 (276 amino acids)
Source: RefSeq, a predicted model, not a curated record
UAAUAUUAACCAAUGCUUAACCAAUGAAUAUGUGUUCGCCGUCUCUCUUCGUUCUCCUAGAGAGAGAGAGAGAGAGAGAGCAUAUGGGCGUGAAUUUUCCAGGCACCAGCUCCUCCAGGCUGAAUUGCAACUCCCAAAAUAGCAACACUGCGAAUUCUGGAUCCUCUGAGAAAAAAAUGGCUGAAGUAGUUUCACCAAUAACUCGACAAGUAACUAAAGGAAGCCAGGAAAAUGUGACCUGUUUUGUGGAUAUUAAUCUCAGAGACGUCGAAGACUGUUUAAUUUACGACCGGCAUGGAGUUUCUAUUCCGUUCAAGACCCUAUACCAAGACAGGAAAUCGGUCAUAAUUUUUGUGCGGAAUUUCUUGUGCUACAGCUGUAAAGAGUAUGUUGAUGAUUUGGGAAAAAUACCCAGAGAAGUACUGGAGGAUGCUGAAAUUAGACUGGUCGUGAUAGGUCAGUCCGCUUAUCAUCACAUAAAGUCGUUCUGCUUGCUCACGGAGUAUCCUUAUGAAAUAUAUGUGGACCCAGAGAGGCGCAUUUACCAAAAGCUGGGGAUGAAGAGAGUGGAGACAUUCACAGACUCUGCACAGCCUAGUCCCCAUGUGAAGUCUGGCGUUUUUAUGGGCCAAAUCAAGACUAUAUGGAGAGCCAUGACUAGUCCUGCCUUUGAUUUUCAGGGUGACCUACAUCAACAAGGUGGAGCCAUCAUUGCAGGACCUGGCUCCAAAGUCCAUUUUUCCCAUCUUGACAUGAACCGCCUGGACCACAUGCCCAUCAACUGGCUCCUUCAGCUUGCAGGAGCUCAGCAAACGAUUGACUUCAGCGAUAAGCCGAAAAUCAUUCACAUCUAGUUAGGUGCCUGCCUGAAAGUGUGUUUCAUCCCACGUCACUGCUGUAAUCACACAUGGAGUGUAUAUACAAUCAGCUCCAAACUCUAAGACGACUAAAUGAGUUUCUGUUGCUUCUGUUUUGCAUUUGAAUUCAACUUGAUUGACAAAUAGUAUAUUACAAUGACUUUAUCAGCUUAACACACCCCUCUCUCCUCUUCCCUCAACUGUCUUGGCUUUAAUAACAACACUCAAACUGAAAGUGCAUGCGGCAAGUUUGUACAGAAACCGAUAAGGCAUGUUUUCCUGGCACGAUCUGAAAGUGUUCCAAAUAUCUUCUUGAGAAAUCAGUGAAUGCUUGGCCUUUGCAGUGUCCCCUUUAAAUGUUCAGCAGGGCUGAGGUCCAAUCACUGUGGAGGAAAAAGUCUAUGUCAGCCAGCACUCUUUAUUCGUAGUCUUAUAUAGUUUUCAAGUAGUUCUUGCAAAACUUUGACAAAUAAGACAACACGUCUAAUUUGUCAUUCUCUUUGUCCAACUCUAUAGACAACCCUCCCAGAACUGAAUAUUUAUGUUCUGUUUGUCUUCUUAAAUGCACCAUUAUGUUACAGACAGAAAUCUCUAACUUGGAUUCAUCAUUACAUUGAUUUUUUUCCCCAGUCGUCUACUGUUAAGUUACAUUACUGUUGUGGAUAGACAAAUUGCAGCAAGAAGAGUUUUAUCCGUAACAAAUAUUUCAGUCCCAGCAUUCCCAAGUCUGUUAUUUAUUUCAAGGCUAGACACUGAACUGACCAAAUUGCCAAAAACUUGGGAGAGGUUAGAAUCACUGGCCUUGCAAAUAGUACAGUUUCAUUAAAAAAAAUGCACUACUGGCAUUGUCCAGUGUCUCCAAUCACAUGUCAAGAACUGAUGAUGGUUGUUCUUGAUGCAGGAGGAUUUUCUCUGUUUUCAGUCUGUGGUCUGAAACAGCAGUAAACCCUUAUAUUCCAGUGUGUUUUGUGGUAUAAUUAUGUGCCUGUUUUGUAGUGAUAAGACUGAAUAGCAGCUGUUGCACUGAUUUUACUACCUUGUCACAUUCCCAUUGCAAUCUGCAAAGUUUAUUAUAUUGUAAAU